GUCGUUGGCAAGAUGGGCAAGCUGGCUUUCCCUCUCGAUAAAGAGCUGACUGGUCCGGACCGAAUUGUUCUGGAAAUCCUACAGAAGGAGUACGAGUUACAUGAGACCAGGCCUGCAAAAUCAACGCUAGAUACAGCAGAAGAUUCAGAUGACUCGGGUGUCAAACAUUCCGAGAUUGUGACGCCAUCACCAGAGGAUCUCCAAGACCAGGAGCAGCAAGCCAUCGCUUACCUCAAGAAGCUGAAUGACCCCAAGUCUGAUAGUUUCGAGACCACUGUGUGCAGCACUGUCGAUGAUUCGGACAUCAAGAACCCUCUUCUUCGCCAAUGGAUCAUCGAUCCCUACAUUCGAUGGGCAAAGCAGAUUGUACGAGUCGAGACCGAUGUCAUUAUGGUUACGCAUUUGCUGCUUUACUUCUGCACCAGCGUCCCAUCAGCGAUCUAUCUGUACAUCAACUUCCACUGGUGGCACGCUGUGCUUCAUUGCGUCAUGCAAGGUUACUACAUGGGACCAUUCACGCUCCUGAAACAUCAGCAUAUUCAUAUGCGUGGUGUUCUUAGCAAGAAGUAUGGCUUCAUCGACCGGCUAUUCCCAUACAUUCUCGAUCCAAUGAUGGGCCACACUUGGAACUCAUACUACUACCAUCACGUCAAGCAUCAUCACGUUGAAGGCAACGGACCUAAUGACCUGUCUUCUACUAUUCGAUACCAGCGGGACAGUGUUUGGGACUUUGCGCAAUAUGUUGGCCGGUUCUACUUUCUGAUCUGGCUCGAUUUACCCAUGUACUUCUUGCGCAACCGCAAGCCUAGUCUCGCGCUCCAAGCGGGUGCUUGCGAAGUUGGCAACUACGUCUUCCUGUACAUGAUGUACAACUUCGUCAGCGCUCGUGCAACGACAUUCGUGUUCUUGAUUCCUCUGGCUUUCAUGCGCCUGGCUUUGAUGACUGGCAACUGGGGCCAGCACGCUUUCGUUGACGAGGUCGAGCCGGACUCUGACUUCAGGUCAAGCAUUACACUCAUCGACGUACCCAGCAACCGCCACUGUUACAACGAUGGCUAUCACACAUCUCAUCACCUCAAUCCGCUCCGCCACUGGCGGGAGCAUCCAGUUGCGUUCCUCUCACAGAAGAAGCAGUACUCUGACGAGCACGCAAUCGUUUUCUAUAAUAUCGAUUACUUCUUCCUUACGGUCAACCUGCUAAGAAAGAACUAUGAGCACAUUGCUAAAUGUCUUGUACCUAUGGGCGAUCAGAUGCAGCUUACGCUCGACGAGAAAGUCGAGAUGCUAAAGCGCAAGACAAGAAAGUUCUCGGAGGAGGAGAUUGCAGAGAAAUGGGGCAAGCAGAUCCAUUUGUUUGUUCAGAGAAUGUCUAUUAUAAUCAGGCAUGUGUUCAUGGCACCUGUGGUAACAAAGUGCUCGUAUGAAGCACCUGCCGCAGCGCAUUCGAUCAUGAUACCGCACGAUCCAAACCUCGUUCUUUUGCCACCUCAUCGCAACGACUUCCCUAAAUUUAUCAUUAUUGUACUUCCAGCAAUGGCAAAAUCCCAGCGUUUACCGUUUGAACAGAGCCUGUUUGUUACAACGCCGAACAAGAUUCAUUUGAGGACACAGCUUGCUCGCGAAACGCUGUUCGAGUGCGAGACCGCUAACGGCAUAGUCAACGCUCGUGCCUCGAAAGAUAACAGUAGCCUGUUCGCUGUAGCAGACGGUCAGGUUGUGAUACUACACGAUGCUUCGCGAACCAAGGACAAGAAAUACAAAUUGAAGAGUGGUGAUGGCGAGCCACGUCUUCUUCUCUUCUCACCCGACUCACGCACCUUGUAUUUCACGACGACGUUGAACAACUCAGUUCAAGCCUAUUCCAUCCCAGAUGACAGGCUUCUGCCUUCCUUGCCGUCGCAUCCGUCUCCACCGAACGUGAUCGCGAUAUCCAAUAACGGUACUGUACUUCUUUCAGCAUCACCGAACCCGACGACUAUAUACCUUCAAGACCAAAGAUGGGGACACAGCGCGCCUGUAGACUUUCGUCCAACAGAUACCCGCUACUCUGCUACCUGUGCUGCGUUCCAAAAAUUGGAUGGUCCCGCGCAGCCUUCAUAUACGAACUUUGUGAUCGGAUUCCAGGACGGGUUACUAGCGAUGUAUCGUCUUUUCCUGCCUUCACUCCGAAAGCGGCCCGAAGAUUCGCACACAAAUCCAUUCCAGUUCUACCAGUUACAGCCUGUCCGAGUAGGUGUCAUCAAGAAGCUCCACAAGCCUGCCAUGGGUGGUGUACUCGCAGCGCAGUUCAUACCGGGCUACAAAUCGCGUGUUUAUGUCUCUUAUCCCGCUACUUGCUUGUCGGUAUCCACGAAAGGCUCUGUACACUCGAAGGGAAGAGUAGACGGGAUGGUGCUACUGGGAGGCGACGCGGCAGAAGAUGCCGGAGAUGUCUACGAGGGCUUUGAGACAUUGAUUGCUAUUGGUACACAGGCUGGAAAAGUUCUUGUUUUCAACGCCCUGGGCCUACUGAUAUAUGAGAUCACUGUGGGUGUGUCUAUCACGGCUGUUGAAUGGGUCAGCAACAUGGCCGCGCCUUCGAUUCUUCCGACUCGCGGGUUAUCGCUGUCCCCCAAGCCUCGUUCCGUCGUCGAUAUUGUGGAUGCGGAGGGAUCAACUCCUUCUGACGAUGAGACCGGUACUGUCAAGAAGACUAGAUCACCCCGCAAGUCAGCUUUAACAAGAAAACCGGCACCUGUUGGGCCACCGCCGGAUCUGUUUUCCGAUGAGUCUAGGAAGUUCAAGUCGAGAGUUCCCAGUCGCAGAGCCUCGGAUGUGUUGAGAGGCUCGCCUCUCCGCGUUGAGAGAGUGCGCAACAAACACGUGAAAAAGCCAUCCGUACGACCACGCAUCUCUGUAGAGACAUUUCAGUCGCCUCCAGAACCUUCGCCGCACAAUUCAUCUCAUGUCGGCGCCGCAAAGUCUCUAUCCAAACCUGAUCCUCCAAUACAAGAAAGUCGGAGAUGGCCCGAAGUACAUCAGAUGCCAAGUGUACCAGCCCCGUCGCGGGCACAGCUCUUUUCCGCUCCCCAUAGGUCGCUCAGCUCCUCUGAAGAUUCGCACUUUUCGGAUCAAGAAUGGUUUACACCUCCUUCCACGCGAAGACGCAAGCCAAAGGCGUCACAGCGUCAUAUGAGUUCAGAAUCACCACUGAUUACCUCAACUUCAACGACGAUCCGUCCAGUGCCCUUCCCACAGUCCUCUCCCACUGCGUUCAACACACCAAGUAGUCUGCACUCUUGUCCAACAUCCGGCAUGAUGAAGGGGGAGUCUGUUGAACAUCAAGAGACUGCGGCGAAAGUACCGAGCGGGUCGCGGAUCGUGCAAAAAGUCCAGCGACACGUAACUAUAGCCGAUCCAGGAUCGUCGUCUCCUUUUGGUAGCUCGAGCAGUCUGUACUCCCGUCCCACCGCUCAGAUGCUUCAGAGACCUUCAUUGAGCAAAGCGCGAGAGCUUGAAUUAGAUCUGAGUUCUACCCUCUCAGAUAGACCUAAUCUUCCAAUACCGAAGCCUCCUCUCAGAAGAAUCAACUCAGAGUCGGAAUCGCGCAGCAAUGUAUGUUCAUGCUCAACGCCAAGCACGAGAAGAGACUCGGUUGCCGAUGAGAGCGUGAACGACAUGGCAGGCCCGAGCAAGAUAAUUUCUAGAUCAAAAGCUCCCCGAGACCACGCAUUCGCCACGGCCGCCGCCGCCACCACAGCAGCAGACUCUUCAUCUUCGCUCGAAAGCCUCUACUACCCCGCGCCCGGCCUCCUAGCUAAAAGUAAUCUUUUCCAAAACUACAACCAUCGCAACCUAACACCAGUUCUACCACGGCAGCCCAUGACGAACUCGCUUGACACGCGAGCAAAUUCACCUAGCAGCGUAUACUCCCGCUCCAUCUCAGGCGCGGUCAAAGACACUGAUCUUGUCGAUGCUGGCCUUGCCGAAGGUACCGAUCGGUCGGUAACUUCUUCCAACGCACCCACUCCAUCACUACCACAACAUCAUCAACUCAGUAUCCAUGCCUUGAGUACCCCACUAUCCAAUACCUCGCCAAGUACUUUAUAUUCACUCGCUCCACCAGGCACAUUUUAUGAUCGUUCGCAUGCUGUUAAUAGACCGUCUGUGAAGAAGUCGGAUGAAACAGGUUUAGCCAGUGUGAGCAAAGAGGCGAAGUCCGUAGCAGAGGAGAUGAAAUGCUUGUCUGAGGACCAAAGGGCGUUGAGACAGGAGGUCGCGGCUUUGAGGGAAGAGUAUCGGGUUUUGGAGGAUAUGUUGUUGAAGCCAAAGGCAAAACUGGUGGUGUAA
This is a messenger RNA of Alternaria burnsii, 4329 nucleotides long. RefSeq names its product fatty acid desaturase. Gene Ontology annotation, molecular function: protein binding. The transcript is spliced from 7 exons. The annotation marks the transcript as partial. Gene Ontology annotation, biological process: lipid metabolic process. The record is from RefSeq and is a predicted model, not a curated record. Lineage: Eukaryota; Fungi; Ascomycota; Dothideomycetes; Pleosporales; Pleosporaceae.